Colletotrichum godetiae is the source of this 680-nucleotide messenger RNA. RefSeq lists its product as uncharacterized. Lineage: Eukaryota; Fungi; Ascomycota; Sordariomycetes; Glomerellales; Glomerellaceae. The transcript has a single exon. Bases 202 to 432 code for a protein of 76 amino acids. The record is from RefSeq and is a predicted model, not a curated record.
UCGGGAGAGGGUUGCGUCACAAUGUCAGUGCUCUAACCAAAAACUCACGAUAUUGCACCGUGAUGUGUCAUUUCCCGGAGCUCAAUUGCUAACUUUGAUACAGUGGAUGAUGCCUUGGCUUACAUGGCGGCCGUGGAGGGGCGCAGUCGCACACGAAGAGGGUAAGAACACUCCAGGAGGGCUAGUUGGAUUAAUUCCGUGAUGAAAUUAGGCGAAGCUUUUUGUCUGUUGAUGAAAUUGAUUGAGAUGGCUGAGAUGUGGAUGACUGUUACCGGAAUUGGCGUUCUAGUAUAUGGCGCUUGGGCAAUAGGUACGUCCAGAUUAAAUGGACAGGGUGACAGACAACCCAUAAUCGAUGAUGUUCUGAACAAUGAAUAUGGAACUCUUCAAGAUAAUCGCUCUCGUCUGCUUGCACCACGAUGUUUGAAUUGAGAGGUAUCUGAAGCCAUUGUCAAUCAAGGUAUAGAGAAUCUUGCUGUUACACGGCAAGGGAGGCCGCCGGACCUCAGCGAGCAAAGCAAGACCAAGGUAAGGUAUAAGUCAGAAUCAAAACGAAGUCCGUGUGUCGUGUCGUAGUUUGUGUCCAUAAACGAGACUAGGGAUGGAAGCGGGAGUAAAGGUGAAGAUAGAAUCCCCCAAAACCACUUACACGGGCUGGGCCCGAAGAACGACGAGUUCGA